This is a messenger RNA of Trichechus manatus latirostris (Florida manatee), 380 nucleotides long. RefSeq names its product serine peptidase inhibitor Kazal type 13 (gene SPINK13). The record is from RefSeq and is a predicted model, not a curated record. Gene Ontology annotation, molecular function: protein binding. NCBI's taxonomy places the organism in Eukaryota, Metazoa, Chordata, Mammalia, Sirenia, Trichechidae. The transcript has 4 exons. Bases 1 to 282 code for a protein of 93 amino acids.
AUGGCUUCCAGUCCCCACGUGACCAUUUUUGUCCUGGUGUCCUCCACUUUGGCACAAAUUGUUGUUUCAGAUUUUUCUAAAGCAUAUGACGUCUCUCAAUGGCCUAAGCCCCAAUGUGAAAUGUACUAUCCAGAAUAUAAUUAUCCAGCACACUGUCCUGAUGUUACAUCUUAUAUUUGUGCUACAACUGGCUACACUUACAAGAAUGAGUGUUUCCUAUGUGUUGAUCAGGCGUCAAAUAAUAAUAUUCAAUUUGAAAAACAUGGAAGAUGUGAAGACUAGGUAACAGAGUGUCUACACUUGCUUAUUCUUUUGACUACUAAAUUGUGAAGAUUAUUCCUCUUGGAAUUUGAGGGUAUAUAUUAAAUAACACACCCCUA